Molecule: messenger RNA, 4454 nt
Organism: Mytilus californianus (California mussel)
Lineage: Eukaryota; Metazoa; Mollusca; Bivalvia; Mytilida; Mytilidae
Exons: 15
Coding region: 152-3619 (1155 amino acids)
Molecular function (GO): protein binding; NAD+ poly-ADP-ribosyltransferase activity
Source: RefSeq, a predicted model, not a curated record
UAAAGACUGAAGUUUCGAUUUCACAAGAGUUAAAUUAGUUCACACCAAUUCAAAACUCCAGUAAAGCUAAAAAGGAGGAAUUUCGCUGUUCAUUGUUAACAAUUUUUAUUAAUUUGUUGUCAAUGACAAUCAGAAAGUGAAGAGACUGAAAAUGGCAGAUAACAGAGAUGAAGAUGAUGAUUUUCUUGAUUUGUGUGAAGAGAAUUCCUCACCUCUCGCAAACCCUGGAGUGAUUAUUUUACCAAAAGUAAACUUAGAUGUAUAUGAUGUCAGUUCAUCGCCAUUACCAGACCCUAUGGCAAAAAUUUCAUCGGUGAAAAAUGAGGAUUUAUGUAUAUCUAUAUCAACAUGUAGUGAUCCUGAUGGCUCAUCGUUAGAGGAUUAUAGCGACAUUGAGUUAGAGGACAGUAUCAGUAGCAUCUCGCCAAAGAAAAAAAGUACAACAGUUCAAGAACAUUUUGGUAAAAAGAAUUGUAAUGCUGCUGCAUCACCGCCUGGUGCAAGUGAGUCACAAACAGAAAAGCUGUUAUCCUCAAAGUAUGUACAAGUAAUAAGUGAUGAGAGUGAUGUAGAAAAGACUGAAAUAGGUAAUGUUAAAAAAUUUCCAUUUGAGCAGUCUAAUUCUUCGAAGGAACGGAACAUUAUCAGUAAAAGUACAGGUACAGGCAGUUCUGUAAACAGGGAUAAAGUGAGGGGAACGUCACAAUGGCCUACUGAAGAAAAUAAAACAAAAACUCUGAUAAAAAGAAAACCUGUGAAAGAUGAUGGUGGAAUUAUUAAUGAUGUUUCUCCUUCCAAAAAGAUAAAACCAACAGAGAAUAAACCAAAGGAUGAGAUGGACAGUUCGUUAGAUAAUGUACAUAAAGAGGACAAUAACAGUGUUGGGAAUAAAUCAACAAAGGAAGUUAUUAUCAAAGCUGCAAUCCAUUUGAAAGAAAUGUUUCCAGAUUUGGGUGCUGGGCAAAUUGGCGAUAAGAUAAAGGCAGUGAAUAAUGGUACCAUGUCAGAACAGGAACUCAUAGAGAGAGUGGUAGAAGGUAUAUGUGGUAACACCACAAACCAAAGUGAAGAUAUACAGAUAGCAAUAGCCAAUCCUAAGAUACAGAUUCCUCAGAAUACACAGUAUAAACCUGUACAUAAGGCCAAAAACCAGCUGUCCAAUAGUUCUAAAGGGAAAGCUUUACUGAAAAGAGUAGUUCACAAAACAGAAGACAUGGAUAUUGAUAUGGAUUUUGAUGUAGAACGGUCAUAUGACGGUUUACUAUCAGCAUCUCCAGUUGCAAGACCUGAAGUAAUUGAGACAGAACCAAAUAAAAUCAAACUUAGAUGGAAACAUGUACAUACAUCAUCAUUUCCAUCAAGUGACAUGCAUAUCAGAUAUGUUGUAGAAAUACAAGCUCCCCCUGCUAGAGAGUGGACAACGUUAUCAAGGAACAUUGCGGGUACUGUUUAUGUAGUGUCAAAUCUGAAACCAGAACAGGACUACCAGUUCAGAGUAAGAGCAAGUUCUAGAUUUGGCGAGUUGUCAGAACCUUCUCCUGUCGCAGUAUUUAGUAGAAAAAUUGGAAAACCUUCUUCAGUCACUGAUGAUAAACCAGAAUGGUGUAAGGCUGUAGAUGAUAGUUCCAGCUUCUCAAUAAUCAACAGUUAUGAUCAGUUUCCAUGGUUUCAUGGUUAUUUAACUCGUUGUGAAGCAGAAAAUCUCCUCAGAUAUGGUAGUGGAAGAAAUGGAAGCUUUCUUGUACGUAAAACAGAUAUAGGUGUAAAGAUUAUAGGUGUUUUGUAUGAGGGAAGUGUUCAACACUACAAAAUAUUUCAGGAUACUAAUGGAAAGUUGUUUAUAUCUAGGGACAAGAAAUUCAGUACUUUGCCAGACUUGAUUAAUCAUUAUUCCAUUUGUAAUGAAGAGUUAGUGACAUCAUUACAACACUGUGUUCCUAAAGUUCAAGAAAAUUUUACUCAACGAAAAGAACCUCAGAGCAUUGCAACAAAGAAUGAAACAAUUUCUAAACCAGUUGAUAGUACAAAAGAAGAGGUAUCCUCGUCAACAUUGAUGUGUGAAGCUUGUCAGUCACUAACGACAUGUGAUAAGAUUGUACAGUGCUGUGAUGGUCAUCUUAAUUGUAACAACUGUGUAGAGAAAGUAGUUAAGAAGGUUCUGUCACAUGGCAGUGAAGAGACCAACAUCACAUGCUGCUAUAAUGAGUGUUUUGAAUGCAAUAGUUAUAUUCCUGAAAGUCAAGCAAAGAAAGUACUGCCAUCACUGAUAUUUGAACUUUUGGAAGAUAAAAUCAACAUAAAAGCAAGUGAAACUAUAGAGAAAAUGACAGACUUAUACAGCUGUCCGUUUUGCCAGUAUAAAGUUGUGAUUGAAGGAGAUUUGAAGAAAUUUGAUUGUCCACAGUGUAAAUCAUCGACAUGUAGAUACUGUGGUAAGAAAUGGGAAUCUUCAGAUCAUGGAGGUUGUACCCUCAAUACAUUUAUGGCUAACUCUGACAUGGACAUUACUUCUACAUGGUGUACUUUACCAGAGGGAUACAAGGAUUUUAGAGCAGUACCUCUUGACACUGGUCAGUCAGAAUACAACUUUGUUCUUUCAUUAUUCCAUAAAAAAGGAUUAAGAAAAGCGUCGUCAGGUCAAGUUAAAGCUGUUUAUAGUGUACAGAAUCCAAGAUUAUGGCAGAAGUUUUCUUUACAAAAAGAGCACAUGAUAGAAGACAUAGGAAAAGAUAAUAUAAAUGAGCAGCAUCUUUUCCAUGGAACAGACACAUCAGCAGUAGGGGGUAUAUGUCGUGAUGGCCUAGACUGGAGAAUGUGUGGUUUGAACGGCACUGCUUUUGGCCAAGGGACUUACUUCGCAGCAGAGUCAAGUUAUUCAGAAAGGUAUUGUAAUAUCGGAUCAAUCAGACGUAUAAAGUCAGCACAGCGUAAAGGUUUCACUUUGGGAAGUGCUAACCGACAUCCUUCAUUUGGAGGUAAUAAUGCAAUUCCAUUACCCUUUACACAAGGUUUUUCUAUUGGAGUAAACUCACCUGUGUUAAUAAGACUUAACAGCAAUCGCAAUCAAGGAUUCGGAUUCGGAACAGCAGCUACAAAUAAUAAUUUCUCAGGAUUAUUUGGUGGAACCUUAAAUAAUCAAACUAGUGGUUCAAACUUUGCACAAGGACCUUUUAAUCAUUCUCAGAAUAUUGGAUUUACACAAUCACAGACUCCAAUCAUCCCAACUACUCAUCCACCUGGGUUUGGAUUUGGUAGUGCAGCCCCUGCUGCUACUUUUGGGGCAGCUAACAACUUCACUGGCCCUGUUUUCAAUUUUGGAGCACAACCUGUAAAUUUUGCAAAUGCUACCGUAAAUAAUACAGGCCAAGAGGAUAAUACUUCUCGUCAAUCAGAAGAUAUUCCAAUCGAGGAACAAUUUAUUCAGACCACGAGCAGAUAUAUGUUUCUAGCACGUGUUUUAGUGGGAAGGCCAUGUCAAGGACAACAUGGUAUGCGUAAACCUCCACGUGAUGAACAGAACAGGCUGUACAAUUCAGCCAGCGACAAUCCAUCUAGACCUUCCAUAUUUGUAGUAUUUGAUAGUGCUCAAUGCUAUCCUGAAUAUUUAAUUGAAUUUUGAAGAUUUAGUAAUUAUCAUUUUAGUUAAAAAAUACUUAGUUGAGGCCAAACAAACAAAAGAUGUACAAAUUCAUCUGUUUAUGAAUUUAUAGGAAAAUGAGGCAAUAUGCAUCAUAUGUUAUUUUAAAUGUUAUCAGCAUUAGAAGAAUUGUUAACUUCUUAUCUUUUUUACAGUGUUUAGGUUUUUAUGCCCCCGCAGUAGCGGAGUGGGCAUUAAGUUUUACCCUUAUCUGUCUGUACGUCCCAAAAUUGGUUUCCAUUCUCUAACUUUAGUUUGCCUCAACCAAAUGUUAUGAAACUUAUACACAAUGCUUAUUACUACAAAAAACAGAUCAAGUUUGAACUUUGGUGGCAUCACUUUUAUCGUUCUAAAGUUAUGCCCCUUUACAAAUGGAAAAAUUGCUGGAUUUUUUGUUUAAAUGUUAUGAAACGUAUACACAAUGCUAAUUACCACAAAACUCUGAUCAAGUACAAAUUUGGGUAGCGUCACUUUUACAGUUCUUGAGUUAUGUCCCUUUAUAACAUUAUAUGCAAGUGGGGGCAUCAUCUGUGUCCCAUGGACAUUCCCCAUUUAUUUUUUAUCUAUACAUGUACAUGCUGAAGAAGGUAAAUAAUAUGAAUAUAUAUUAUAUAGUAAAAUUGUAUUCAUUGAUAUUUUUGCAAGAUUAAUAGUGCCUCAGUGACUGAAAAAGGUCUAACAAACAUAUUGACAGAAAAUAAAAAUCAUACAAAUGGAUCAUAGGAUAGCCAAACAAAUUAUCAUCUAUUUGUUACAUGUUAACAUCAGACAGGCAGUGCCAUAUUGUAGGAAAGGGAGGUUUACUUUUUCUUUCUAU